GGAUUUGUAGGAUGAACUUCUUAAGCAACAUUCUUAGAGAAGAAGGUGGAUUUGAGUAUAAAAGGGCAAUUGUAGAUUCCAUCGUAACCAUUAUCAGAGAUAUUCCAGAUGCAAAGGAAAAUGGAUUGCUCCAUCUUUGCGAGUUCAUUGAAGAUUGUGAAUUCACAUACCUUUCAACACAGAUCCUUCAUUUCCUGGGAAUUGAAGGGCCAAACACCUCAGAUCCAAGCAAGUAUAUCCGGUAUAUUUAUAACCGUGUGCACUUGGAGAACGCAACUGUGCGAGCUGCUGCUGUUUGCACACUUGCAAAGUUUGGGUUUAUGGUUGAAGCAUUGAAGCCCCGGAUUACUGUCUUGCUGAAGCGCUGCAUUUAUGACAGUGAUGACGAGGUUCGUGAUAGAGCAACACUCUUUUUGAGUGUACUUGGUAAUGAUGGCCUCGUUGGCACUGACCAUGAUAGCAUAGCAUUUUUAUUUGGUUCCCUGGAGGCCCCUCUUGUAAACAUGGAGACAAGUCUUAAAAACUAUGAGCCCUCUGAAGAAGCUUUUGAUGUUGACUCUGUACCUAAGGAAGUCAAAUCGCAGCCACUUGCAGAGAAAAAAGCCAAGGGUAAAAAGCCCAGUGGUCUCGGUGCUCCACCACCUGCACUUGUUUCUGGUUUUGAUGCAUAUGAAAGAAUUCUUUCAUCUAUUCCAGAGUUUGCCACCUUUGGAAAACUUUUCAAGUCUUCUUCACCUGUGGAGCUAACUGAAGCAGAAACAGAAUAUUCAGUCAAUGUUGUAAAGCGUAUCUUCGAGUCUCACGUAGUGUUUCAGUAUAACUGCACAAACACAGUACCAGAGCAAUUGUUGGAGAGGGUGAAUGUCAUUGUAGAUGCUUCAGAAGCAGAGGAGUUCAGUGAAUUAUCUUCAAAACCACUAAACUCGCUCCCGUACGAUUCCCCUGGUCAGACCUUUGUGGCGUUUGAAAAGCCAGAAGGAGUCCCUGCUGUUGGAAAGUUCUCAAACACAUUGACUUUCAUUGUUAAGGAGGUUGAGCAAAGCACAGGUGAACCAUUGGACGAUGGUGUGGAAGAUGAGUACCAGCUCGAGGACCUUGAGGUUGUUGCUGCUGACUACAUGGUGAACGUUGGUGUCUCCAAUUUCAGGAAUGCAUGGGAAAACAUGGAUGAAGAAAACGAGCUUGUAGAUGAGUAUGGACUUGGCCCAAGGGACAGCUUAGGGGAAGCUGUAAAGGCUGUAACUGAUCUUCUUGGCAUGCAGUCUUGUGAGGGGACGGAGACAGUUGCGAGCAACGCAAGGUCACACACAAGUUUACUAUCAGGUUUGUACAUAGGGAACGUAAAAGUGUUGGUGAAAGCACAAUUUGGAAUGGACAGCUCAAAAGAAAUUGUAAUGAAACUGGCUGUUCGAGCAGAGGAUCCAUCUGUCAGCGAUGCGAUUCACGCACUUGUUGCCAACGGCUAAACAUAUCAAAGUGUUCUUUGCUAGAGAAAGACAUCGAGAGAAUCUAUAACUAUAUGAAUUGUCUUAAACCCUUUUGGUAUUUUGAUGUUGCCUCAACAUUUUUGGUGUUCGCUACGUUUUACCAUUAGUAUAAAUAUUCUUUUGAGCAUUUGAGUA
This is a messenger RNA of Camelina sativa (false flax), 1622 nucleotides long. NCBI's taxonomy places the organism in Eukaryota, Viridiplantae, Streptophyta, Magnoliopsida, Brassicales, Brassicaceae. The record is from RefSeq and is a predicted model, not a curated record.